AUGAUUGAUUAGAUUAAUCAGCUCAAGGAACAAAUAAUUACGCUUUAGUAAAAUGAGAAAGAUUACUAGGAUUUGAAUUUCUUAUUCACUAAUUUAGAACAUAGAUAUAAUCUUUUAGCUGAAGAAAAGUAGAGAAUGGAGAUUGAUUAUAAUCGCAGGCAUGAAUUUAAUAUGCAAUCAGUAGCCAGACACAGAGCAGAAAUUGACUAAUUGCGAAAUGAAUUAAUGUCUUGCUAAAACAAUCAGGAACAAAUGGAAUAUUUGGUUUAUGAAAAUCAAGCGCUGACAGAUGAAGUUAAUAAUUUAAGAGAUGCUUAUACAAAAAUAGUGUAAUAAAUCUAAGAAUAAGAUGAAAAAUAUUAAACCACAUUAGCAGCUAAACAAUAGUAUAUAGAAAGUUUGUAAUUUCAAAUAAAAUAAAUGAAUGACAUAUAGACCCACAAAGAAAAAAAGUUUUAAGCUGAAAAUGAGAAUAAAUAGUAGUUCGUAAGUGAAAUGGAAUCUUACAAGUCUUAAAAUGAAAAACUUACCAUAGACAAUAAACAGUUAAUCAAAUAAAUUGAGAGAUUAGAACUUUAAAUUUAAAAUUAUAAAGACUAACUUAAUCAAAUGACUUAAGAAAUUGGAAAAAUGUAGCAUUAAAUGAGCAUGUUAACUAAAGAAUUAGGAAAUUAAAAUGUAUUUAAUUUCAGGUAUUUUAGAAAGUUUCAGCAAAAGAAUACUAAUUGGAUCAUGAAUUAAAAUCUUUAAAGAAUAUGAACAUUUCAUUACUUUAAAAAAAUGAACAUCUUUAAUAAUAGAUAGAAUAAUUAAUACAUAACAAUUAGUAACUUAUCUUAGAAUGUGACACUUUGAGAAUUAAAUUUGCAGAAUAAGAAAACUCUAAAUUAAUGGUCUAAAAUUAAUAUGCAAAAUCUUUAAAUAAAUUUCAAGAAGAAAGGAAAGUUAUUAAAGACUAUUUAUGUAAAUUGAUAUUUUAUCAUUAGAAAGAUAAAAAGUCUUAAGAGAAACCAGAUUAUAAAAUGAAAAUGAUGUUAGUAAAUGUUUAGAAGAAAUCACUAGAUUAAAUAAUAAGUGA
Paramecium primaurelia is the source of this 1078-nucleotide messenger RNA. The record is from the annotation of a GenBank genome assembly. NCBI's taxonomy places the organism in Eukaryota, Ciliophora, Oligohymenophorea, Peniculida, Parameciidae.